CCCUGACCAAUGCACGUUUGUCCAACUUGAAAUAUUUAGGGAGGUUAAUGUGCACGAUGGCGGUUGCAGGACGAGGCAUGGAGUGGGUAGAAAUAAUCGAGCCACGGACGAAGGAGCACAUGUACGCAAACCUGACGACCGGAGAAUGCGUCUGGGAUCCUCCUCCUGGCGUCCCUGUAGCUGUUCGCAAUGAAGGAGACGGAUUUGGAUUCUGGUAUGUAGCAGAGCCGCCCCCAUUCUUCCUCGUGAAGGAUUGCCUUGCGAAACGCACAGAUGACAACCAGUGGUGGGAGCUGUUCGACCACAACACAUCUCGAUUCUAUUACUACAAUGCUAGCAAUCAGAAGACAGUAUGGCAUCGACCCCACAACUGUGAUAUCAUCCCUCUGGCUAAGCUCCAGAUUCUGAAGCAAAACACAGAAGUGAGAGGAGAGGAGAUGCAGGCUAAGAAUCCAGUGUGCAAGGAAUCAAUUGCUACUCAGACUCCUUCUCAUCCACUCCCUCCACGAAGUUUCUCGAGUACAAGCUGCCGAGAAGAGGGAAACAAGAAGAUGGUAGACAGUGAGACACAGACCUCUCCAGCAAGUUCUCCAAAGCCCUUACAGUGCUCCAGGACUUCCCAUCAUCAUCACCAUCAUCAUCACAGGCACCAACCGCAAGCACCACCAUCUUCUUGGUCUAGUCGUAGCUCAAAGAAUCAGGAUGUGGGUCGAUUGAGUGACUCCAGUUCCUACUCCCAGAGCCAAACAUCUUUGGAUAGUGGAGGGUGCCGCUUCCUAGAUCCAGGUCCUCGAGGUCAUAUCCAGACUUCUCAUUCAUCCAUUGACAGUGUGUCUCGCCUGAAAGCAUGUGAAUUUGGCAAGAGAGAUGCAGUGACAUCCUCAAGAUCCAUUGAGUCUCCAUCCAGUUCCAAUCACAGUUCUCCUAGUCAUCACUGCAACAGCCGAGGUCCUCCUUUGGAUGAACCCCCACUUGAAUUCCUAGCCAGCAGCACACCUGCCUUCCAUCGUAAGCACUCAGAACCAGGAAGAGGUGCCAGCUUCCGACUUCUUGAUAAAGACCCCAGACGCCGAGGAAGUCGUGAUGAUCGCCCUCCAGUCAAAGAAUCUUCAUCAGUGAUACGUAGCUUCAGCUUCAUGUCCCGCAGGGAUGGGUCCUUAGAAAGCAAUGCUUCUUCUGGUCAUAGUGGGAUGCAUUCUGUAGAGUCCACUCCUCAGCCACGUCGACGUCACAAGUUUCUUGAUUUUCGCAACCUCACCAAGCAAUCUUCUGUUGAAUCACCCACAAAGCAGAGUUCAGUGGAUGGUCUGGUGACACCCAUGCUCAAUCGGAGGCAAAAAUCUCUAGAUUUAGUGAAUCUCCCUAAAGGGAAGGAGAACUUCAGUGUCUAUAAUGUGAUCCGUAAACGGGAAAAAAGUGCCAGUGGUGCAAAGUCUCACCAUCUAUCUGAUUCCUCUCCAAGUCCACAGAGCCCAAAGAACUCCAAUGACAUCUGUUCCCUGUUUGAUGUGACAGCAUCUUCCCGUGGGGUUGACAGUGGGAAUUCUACCUUGAAUCAUGAUGCCUCACAUGGUGCUCCAUCACGGGACACAUCCCCACAAUCACAGGAAGACUCUGGUCUGAUGUCAGCUACAACAGAAAGCCGCGGUUCUAUUGAUUCUGUGCCAGCCUCACGCUCCAAACAACCUGAGUGCAAGUCCUGUGCCAAAGAGUCUAAGUUAAAGUCUUCCAGUUCAUUCAAUUUUGGCAAGCUUGGAAAAGACACUAAAGAUCGAUCCCAAAUGGAAAAUCAUACGGGAGGGCUGGAUGAAGAGGAGAGGCAAUUGUAUGGAGAUCCUCUAAGCGAUGACAAUGAUUCCCUGGCCUCAGAGAAGUCAGAGGGGAUUCAUGGUGGAAGUGAUGAUGAAUUUGCUGAUGAUGAAGGGAUGUCCCAGCCUGAUUCCUCAUCCCAGGAAUACCUUGAUGAUAGUGCAUAUCCUGAAGAUGAACGAGAGACUUAUGCUCACUUCCAACAUUCAUUCAACUUCUCUAAACUUCAGCCUGAAUACCUUCGCUUCCAUUGUGGCCCAAGUGGAGUGUAUGACAAUACUGGUCCAUUGAUCGGUGGGAACUCAGGGAUUCUGACAUCACUGACAACAGCUGGUGACUCUGCUUGUAUAACACCCCCCUUUCCUCGUGUUCUCCUUCCAUCCCCCUCAUCCCGAUCCGGUGCUUCUCUUCGAUCGGACCUCCCUCGUGCUCAUUCUGCUACUUCAUGCAAUGAUCCUCACAUUUAUUCUCCUGUCCUCGAAUUUUCUCAGACACUAGAAAAGCCAAGUCAUGAUCACAUGGAUGGCAGGACUAAAGGGCUUCGCAGCUCUGCCAUACAGGAGGCUACAACAAGUCCAACAGAUGCCAUUGUCCCUGACAACCUCAAUGUGUACAAGAAGGGCCUGUUUCGUAAGAAUGUCUCUCCUUCAGAGCUUUUGUCAUGGAGCAAAGAACCCAUAUCUCAGCCUUUGUUGGUGACUCCUGAGAGGCAGCUGCGCAAGGCUAAGCGUGUCAUCUUCAAGCUAAUACAGAUCUAUAUGGGAGACAGGAAGGCAAAACACGGGAUGACCCUGAGUUCAGUGGCACAUGAGAUAGUACUUCAGGGUUAUAGAGUUGAGGCAUUACGAGAUGAGCUCUUUUUGCACAUCUGCAAGCAAACCACUGAUAAUCCCCGAAGGGAGAGCCUUAGGAGAGGAUGGGAACUGAUGGCAAUCUGCCUUGCCUUCUUUCCUCCAAAGAAGGAGUUCAUUCCCUACCUGAAGUGGUAUGUUGAGAAGCACAGGCAUCCUGGUUUGAAGAUGGACAACAUCACCAAAUGGCCCAUUCACGUGCAAGUGAGUCAUUAUGCAGAUGUGAGCCAAUUGCGCCUGGAGCGCAUCACAGCCAACUCUGCACGUCGGGAGUACCAGGAACCAACAGUCAAGGAUGUUGAUCGCUCAAGGGUUCAGAUUUUCCGGCCAACAAUGUUUGGGUGCAGCCUUGAAGAAGUUAUGUCCCUUCAAAAGGAGCGUUUCCCAGACCGACAUCUUCCAUGGAUUUUGACAACACUUUGCACUGAGAUACUUCGGCUUGGAGGCGCCAAGACUCUGGGGAUUUUCAGGGAAGCACCAGAUCAUCGAGAGUUGGAAGGUGUUCAUGAAGAGUUGGACCUGUGGCGUAUCCCUAACUGGACCAAUCCUCUUGUUCCAGCAGCAAUCCUCAAGCGUUGGCUUCAUGAUCUCCAUCCACCACUCAUUCCUUUAGCAAUCCUCAAGGAAUGCAUCAAGAAUGUGGAUUCACCACCACAAACGUCUGCUGCAACUCCUACCACCACUUCAGAUCUUCCGAUUUCUCCCCCCCCAUCAUCUGUUGUACUACUUCAGAAACACAUCACACCCUUGCAUCGGCUGGUGCUUGGCUACCUCAUCUCUUUCCUUCAGACUUUGUGCCAAGCAGAGAAUGUGCAACAGAACCGGAUGACUUCAUACAACUUAGCUGUGGUGUUUGCACCUAAUGUCACUCGGUCAGACACAGUAGAUCCUCUGGAGCUCCAGGAUGAAAUCAUUCGCACGAAUGCCUUCUUUGAAGCCCUCAUCAAGCACAUGGACACUGGAUUUGUCAAAGGACUCCUGUAAUCUAAGGCCUCCUGCAAUUCACAUCACUUCCUCAGGCGAAGCUUCAUAUCGGGCCUUGUGUCCACCCUCCCUAGUCAAGCCUUUGAAGCCUUUGCUUGUUCUAGUAUUUGAGAAUAUCUGUGACUGUGAAUCUACCGCGUUUUUGUCAUGGGAGGUAUUUAUCUCAAUAUGGUGCUUUUUAGUUGUUUCUGUUGCUUUGGCAGCUGAAGAAUGCUCAUUACAUUUCUCUAUCCCUUUUCUAGUUGCCUCUCUCAAUGUAAAUACAAAAAAAUACGGGAGUGUACAAACAGCUUCGGUUCAUGAAGGAAGUAUGGUAUGGUUUUAUUUAUUUUCGAGACUCGUCCAGAGUCCAUGAUGUGAUUCAGACGUACCAGGUCCGAUGCGAUUCCUUUCCCCGAUCAAUCCCUGUCCAAGUGUAUUUGAUAUCCACUGCAAUAAAGAG
Molecule: messenger RNA, 4086 nt
Organism: Darwinula stevensoni
Lineage: Eukaryota; Metazoa; Arthropoda; Ostracoda; Podocopida; Darwinulidae
Source: the annotation of a GenBank genome assembly